Pygocentrus nattereri (red-bellied piranha) is the source of this 3840-nucleotide messenger RNA. It is a transcript of the gene vsir, whose product is annotated as V-set immunoregulatory receptor. The record is from RefSeq and is a predicted model, not a curated record. Gene Ontology annotation, cellular component: plasma membrane. Gene Ontology annotation, biological process: regulation of immune response; negative regulation of CD4-positive, alpha-beta T cell proliferation; positive regulation of regulatory T cell differentiation. The transcript has 7 exons. Bases 220 to 1083 code for a protein of 287 amino acids. Lineage: Eukaryota; Metazoa; Chordata; Actinopteri; Characiformes; Serrasalmidae.
UCUCAAGGCGUAGUCUAGAGUCAGUAUCGAGUUGCGCUGCUCACCGACUCACUGACAGAGCGGAGCCGGUGCUCAGACUGCGAGUCAGACAGAUUCUCUCCUUCAGCCUCAAAGACUCGGCAGAGCUGAACUCGGUAGAAGCAGGACUAGUGCGUCCCAUUUAAAGCUGAAGACAGAAGCGGGUCCCGGCACCACAGCGGGUCUACACGGACAUUAGCGAUGGAUUUAACUGCAGCUGUGUGGCUUUUCUCUGCUCUUUUUACGGCCGCUCGAGCUAACAGUGACCACCACGCCCACUCGCUCAGCGUCUCCGCCCCUCACAUGUCCUACGUCUGCCCGGAGGGGGCCAACGUUACACUGGUGUGUGCUCAGGCCGGAGCCAAGGCCCACCCCACCGAUCACCUGCAGCACGUGUGGCUGUUCACGCCACACAUGGACCAGCAGUGUCACCCCCGCGAACACCCACGCCUUUAUGGCAAGACAGGCCAUAGCAACCGCUCGUUGGGUGUGGUGUACGGAGCACAGGCAGAUUCAUUCUCUGUCACACUGCUGGAUGUGACGGACAAUGACCAGGGCAGAUACUGCUGCCUUGCUCUGGACAUUCUAGUAGACCAUCACAAGAUGGGCCGAGUGCAGCAGUCAGCACACAGCUACUUAAUGCUGACUGUUACAAAACGUGGAAAUAAUACUAGUGGGAAGUGCAUACAAUACGACUACAAGCCCUCACAAGGCUCAGUGGCUGCAGGUUUUGCAACAGCAGCAUGCAUUAUGGGCAUUCUAUGUCUGCCUCUUAUCCUGGCGCUGGUGUACCGCCAAAGACAAGGAGCGCACGGGAGCCGACGUGCACACGAGCUGGUCCGAAUGGACAGUGAGGCCCGCGGGCACGAGAAUCCAGUAUUUAUGGCAAGUUCCCCUCAGCCCAAAACACGGACUGUGUCUCAAAUUCUCACUCGGCAGUCAUCUGAAACUGGACGCCACCUACUGUCGGACCCUGGAACCCCCUUCACUCCAAACUCACAUGGUGAUGUGUUCUUCCCUUCACAAGAGCCGAUCCCUGAGUCACCUGACUUCAUGCAGGUGUAGGAUGGAGAGAUUCUGCAAUCUGUUCUUUCUCAGCCCUCUGGAAGUGCCCUGCGCUUUUUUCUUCUCCCUCCACUUCAUCCCUCUAUCUUUCCUCCCCGUUUUCUAUGACUCUGGGAGAAACACUUACUCUAGGGGAAUAUGAAGAUUUCUAUGAACAUUGUCCACCUGCAACAACAGCCAGAGGCAGUGAGGAACUUCAUCUCACCUGCUUUAUGUUGUAGUAGGGGCAACUGCACCUGAUGUCAAUAGAGUGGGUUUCCUGUCCAGUGAUGAUACAGACUGCAUGGAAUGUUCCAUAGCAGAGGGUUUUAGGGGUGGUUUUAAAAAAAGAUGUACAGAGUGAAACAGUGGCUUUGGAGAGAGAGAGAGAGAAUGAAUGUUGGAUCUUCUCACUUUCUCCUGUUUCUCCAAUUCUGUGAUCAGUCACUGAAAGUAAAACCACUGGAUGCAUAUCAUAGUUUAGGGGUUGGCAAUGUGAUAUCACAAUGUCAAUAUCACAAUAUGUUACAUCAAAAUAAGCCUUUAAGACCUUAUACAGGGUGUCAUCAGAGCAUCUCAAUGGUGAUUCAUAAUGGAUAUUGUGAAAGUAUCUUCAAGGAUCAUGAUUUUUUGUGACAUAUUGCCCCCCCUAGUAUAGUUAGGCCUUAUUUUUUUCACCAUACAGUUAAAGACGCCUCAGAGCAUCCAGAAUACCUGCACUUUAAACUUCUCUUCUUCUUUUCUUUUAUUUUUUUUUCCUUUCAAAGUAGACUAUGUUCUGACUAGGUCUGUCACAAUUAAGCUGACUGCAGUUAUUUUAUUAUUUGUAUUUUGUAUUUAGUAUUUUUCCUUUGGUUUGAGGCAAAUGUGUGUGUGUGUGUGAAUAAAAGAAAGCAGAACAUGUUUUCUCAUACAUUAUAAGUCUUAGGGGAACAACAACAGGGCAGACUUGAAUAAUGUUUGUUUAUUUGAGCUCAAGCCAUUUUUAUCAUUAUCUACAGCUUGGAAGCAAAAUCAGAUGGCAAUUAAUCGUCAGCUAUAAUUUCAUGACUGUGACAGGUCUAGUUUGGACUUCCCUCCCUCCCCAUUCAAGCCUCAUUUCCCAAACUGAGUGCCUCAGUAAUAAAGACCCAUGGUGUCUGGUGCUUUCCACGUAGUAGCCUGUGUGUUGUGUGUCAUUGAAACAUGCUACACACUCUUAAUGUGUGUGUUUGUAGCUCUGGUGGUAAAAUUUUAUCACCAUCAAAACUGCCAUAACUGCCAAAGAACUUGCCAUUUUUAGCUUUAAAAUAAUGAAAGAAUAUUGAUAUAUGUAAGGUUUUAUAUAGCUUUUAUAUUGUAUUUUUAUAAUGCAAAUUCAUAUGUGUGUGAGUAUGUAUGUGAGUACAAAACCUUCAGCAGGAUCUGAAACUUAUUUCACAGAAUAAAGGGUUAUGUACUGUUAAUCAUUUAUUCGGCAGAUCAUAUAAUGGGCACUUUUGUAGAUGGAUGGAUGGAUGAUUGGAUGGACAGUGAUCAAUGGCUGAUCCAAAAAUGUAAAUGCUUGGUAAAUUAGGUGUAAUUUUUUGCUUGAAUUGCUUGUGGAUAUGGUCAAUAUUAAAAAAAAAUAUUCUUAGUAGUAUUCAGCUGCAGCCCAAUAGCAAGCCUCAGGCUGGGCAAAGUCUUAUCUUGGGUGGAAGAAGCCCCAGCAUGGGCGGAGAAAGUCCCAGUUUUUGUGGAAGAAGCCCCAGUUUAUGCAAAUGCUUACAAAGUAGCUAUCUGGCUGAAAAAUCAUUGGGAUAGCUUACAGUAACGUUAGGUUACAUUUAAGGUUAGGGUUAGAUCUUUUAAUAUAUAAUUAUUAUAGGUUAGUGAUAUUAUCCAACUUUAUUUAAAAGUCUAACUACAAAUCUAAAUAAAUCACAAUUUCUAGAAAGCUAACCUAGCUAGGUGCUUCUUCUGCCCAAGCUAACACCUUGAGCAACCUGGCCUUUGGUCUAGUGGGCUGCGUCUAAAUAUCACUCACAAGGUCUGUAUGGCCCAACUGAUAUGAUAAUUUUGGGACUGUUGUGAAUAAUUUUAAGAAGCGAAAAGCUGUGCUAAUAUAAUUUAGUCAAAAAUGAAACAGGCACCAGUAGUUUUAAGUAAACAUUGUAAUACUUAGAGAUAUGACUGACACUUCUCUCAUUUCAGAGGUUUAAAUAAACAACAGAAUUUCAAAAAGUCUCGGAAUAAUAUCAAGAUUGUAGGUCAGGGCAGAGCUUCACAGAAUUCUCAGUGGUUUUGCUGUUUUUUGUUGAUUACAUCUAAUGUUUCUUAUUUUUAUCAUUCAAAGUGACUCAUUUCUGUAACAUUAUCCUCAUGCUAAAGGUUACUUUGGACACACUGUAUGUGCUUUUUAUUAUUUUAACCAUGAUGAUAUUUUGUGCAUAUAUAUUGCCAGGUUAACCUAUAACACGUGAAUGAGUGGUGUCUACCAGCUUAGAGGUUUUUAUAAAAUGAAUGGUUGCUUCACAUCAGAGGUGUCUGUUAUUUAAAAAGUACAACAUGCCACUAAACAUCGGUGCUAUAUUGGCGGGAUUUAUUCUGGUACUUAUAAAUUCAUGUGCUGAUAUAUCGCUCGGACCUUAGUCUAUUUUUUUUCAGUUAUUUUGUGUACAUGUGUAUGCAUGAGUUUUUGUGUGCAAUGCAAUGCAAGUAGCCAUCACGUGAAAUGUUAUCCAAUUGCUGUAGAAAUAUAAAAAAAAAACAAACUUUAUCUCAUUGUUUAUUUUGUACAAUAAAAAAAAGAUUCUUAUA